AUGGGAGUUUCAACCCGUCGUGGCACUGUGCAGGUCGUCGGCUCGGGUCAGGAUGACUUCCAGGCUACGGCUACCAAGGCUAUGAUUUCACCCUUCGCACAAUGGCUCCCAGAAAUGGAUCUCGCAUUCAAUGUCAACGACGAGCCUCGAAUUCUCAUUCCACAUGAAGAUGCCGAUCGCAUGAUGGCGUCCGCGGAGCUCGCAGUUCGGUCCAUCAGAGCAUUGGGCAAUAACUUCACCUCGCCUAACGACCUCAACGAUGGUCAGUCAUACGAUCAAGUCAGCGAAACCCGCUUCAAUCGACUAGAUCAUCAACAGACGUGGACACAUUCGCGGAUGUCUUGUCCACCAGAUACUCCUGCCAGAAGCCUUGACCCUGACAUCGAAGACGCGGAGACUGGCUUCACCUUCGGUGGAAUCAGCUUCGUCAACAAUGUCACUUCGUUCAGCGAUAUCUGCCUCCACCCCUCCGUCCGCCAGCCCAUUGGCCUCUUCAACCAUCCCAACGUUUACUCAGUCUCUCACGAUCUGAUACCAGUAUUCUCGCCAUCAAAGCUCUCAAUCUUCCACGACAUCCUCUACCCCUCACCCUACUACUACGCAGACAGAACACAAUACGACGAAACAUCCGCAGUGAACUGGACCGACAAACGACCAUGUCUGUACUGGCGCGGUGCAACAAGUGGAGGCUACAGCCAGGGCGGCACGUGGCGCACCCUCCUCCGCCAAUCAAUCCUCUCGAAGCUCAUGUCGCCUGGCAGAGUACGUAUACUCACCAGAAGUAGCGACAAGUCUGCCUGGGACGUCAAGACCAUCCCCGGAUUUGACGUGUCGCACCGCUACGACACACAUUUUACGGAGAUCAAACAAUGCUCACCAGCCUCCUGCGCCGCUAUGCGCCAGCACUUCGGCGACCAUCCUCACGUCCCGCAGGAAGAGUCAUGGAGGAAUCGAUAUCUCCUGGAUAUGGACGGCAACGCGCUGAGCGGACGAUUCUAUGCGCUUUUGAAAAGCUGGAGCUUGCCCAUGAAAGUCGCGUACUACCGAGAGUGGCAUAGCCCACGAAUCUUUCCAUGGAAGCACUACGUUCCACUCAGCGCCUCGACUGAUGAAUACGCGGAAGUAUUGCGAUACUUUGAAGAGGAGGAAAAUGGGAAGCAAAUAGCCAGGACAAUGGCGGAGCAAGGACGCGAGUGGGCGCAGAAGACCGUCAGACAGAUUGACAUGCAAGUGUAUAUGUUCAGGUUGCUACUGGAGUAA
Cyphellophora attinorum is the source of this 1260-nucleotide messenger RNA. Its product is annotated as Beta-1,2-xylosyltransferase 1. The record is from RefSeq and is a predicted model, not a curated record. The coding region runs from base 1 to 1260 and encodes 419 amino acids. The transcript has a single exon. NCBI's taxonomy places the organism in Eukaryota, Fungi, Ascomycota, Eurotiomycetes, Chaetothyriales, Cyphellophoraceae.